Molecule: messenger RNA, 535 nt
Organism: Anopheles funestus (African malaria mosquito)
Lineage: Eukaryota; Metazoa; Arthropoda; Insecta; Diptera; Culicidae
Product: transmembrane protein 141
Exons: 1
Coding region: 194-535 (113 amino acids)
Source: RefSeq, a predicted model, not a curated record
AUGCCGGGUUUUAUUUUGAUUUCACAAUAUUUCGUGUUUAUUUACAUCCCAUCACAGAAAAACAAUUGAUCCUGCUUGCAGGUGUGCUUUCGUAAAAUCGCCCAGAUUGCAUAACGUGACGAUCCAAGUGCUAGGCAGUAAGCCAAACACAUUCUUCUCCUUCGAUUUCGGGUGACCGGCAUCGUCGAGCGCAAUGAACGAUAUCCGGCGGCUGAAGGAUCAACAGCGUGAAAAACAUCCAGGCUUUGAUUCGUACAUCGAGUGCAUGAGCCGGUCAUUGUUUACGGGUUUGGCGACGUUUUCUCUCGGGUUCGCCGGUAUCUACUUCCUGCAGCAGAUCGGACAACGCUAUCUGCCGUACACGAAGAAGGGUAACAUACUGGUGGCAACGAUCGUCGCAACCGGUGCUGCAUACAAGGUGACCUCAGAUCGUACCCGUGCCUGCCAGGCACGGUGGAUGGCCGUAGAGGACAAAUACAGUGUGUUGCAGGAAGCAAUUGAACCGGGAGCCACAUCAAACGACACGAUCAUUUAG